AUGAAAUAUUUGAUUUUUUAGAAAAUUGUCAAACCACAAGUACCAGCUGAAUUGAUUAUGAAAACAUAACCAGAUGAAGAUUCUGAAGUUGAAGAUUUCAAACUCGAAAUAGAAAUGAAGUUCAGAACCUGCAAAAUCAACCACACCUUCAAAUUUCCUAAAGAGUAAUAUGAAUCCUCAUCGGACACAUCGUUGCAAUCUCUAAAAGAUGUCACAACCUAUAACUUGAAUUGUGAUAAUCUGGAUCGAUUGACCGAUGCUACUCAACCCCAUUUCAUGAAGGCUCUCAAUGAGCGAUUAAUGAAAUUAACAGAUCAGAUUGUCGAAGAAACACAACCUAAAACUAAGCAGUUCAACUAUGCGCCCAAUUUGAAGUCUUCCAGAAUGUAGAAGUUACGAGGAACCAAUAUAUCCAACACCUCAAUUACAAAGCCCACAGAGUUGUCUGUGAAUGCAGCAAGUCAAAGUCAGGGCAGGGAAAGUGUCAUUACCAAACCUUCAUCGAAUCUUGGCUUCAGGGCGACUCCCACAUUGUCGUCUGAGAAGAAAAAUAAAUCCAAAUAUAUUCAGCAAAUCUUGAAGAUCACUCAACAGAAACAGAUGAACAAUCAGAACAUAGGUGGAACCUUCUAUAAGAGAACUCCUUAAGUCAACAACAAUUACAUCAACAUCAAUUAAAAUAUUAAUAAUAGCAUAGUUGUAAAUGGGAAAAAGAAUUUCCAGGAAAUCAGGAUCAAAACUGAACAGGAUGAACCAGAAAUUAGUUUAUAACAAUACUAGGUCGUGCCCAAUUCCAGACCCAAAAUGAGAGAGUCUACAAUCAAGGGUAAAAAAUUGGACAUUUCUAUUGGACAUAAGAAUCUCACUUUGGAUAGCCAAUAUCUGGAAAACUAUAGUCGUCAUGCUAAGAGUUUGAUUUUUUAAUAUAAUUAUUAUAUAUAUUUUAUUCGUUUUUUCAGGCUGGCUAUGAUAUUGAAUGAGAUUUCAAGAGAUGACGAACAACAAUCAUUUAUUAGCAUAAAUGAGAAAGAGUUAACACUUCAAACACAAACUAAUUUGAAAUAACAAAUCAAGAUGUUGCCACCAAUAUAUUUAUCAAUGUCACUGAUAGUUUUAUCAGCAGCUAUUUUGAGUCAGUUUUAAUAUGCAAGGGCUCAAACAUUCCCUUUGUUUUUGGAGUUGCCUUUUUAAAAGAAUUAAUUAUUUACUAUUGGAAAUGCUUUAAUAAGUUUGAUGGGAAUUAUUAUAUAUUAUUUGGUUUAUUAGGCCAAUUAAUCUAAACCCAUUAGGAAACGCUACUCAGCUCGAUCGAUUCCACAUAAAGUCUUUUCAUUUUAGAUAUUUUUAAGUGGAGUGUUAUCCCAUCUAGCAUUCCUAGCAUUUGCUUUACUUCCCAUCGAAUACAAAAACCAAUCCAACUUUUUAUAUACCGAAGACAGAAUUUUAUUAACAUUUUCGUUCAUAAUGAAUUUUCUAUUCACAAGCUAUUACAUGUGUUACAAGUAGGGUUCUUAACCAUCCAAACUCAGAAAUCAGUUAUAACCGUUUUCUUUGAGUUAACAAAUAAAGGCAGCUUUGUUUACUGUAAUUUGCUUUUUAUUUACUGCUUUUAUUUCGGUGAAUUUCAUUAGUAUUUUUAUGGGAAUGCCGAUGGCUUAAGGAGAACCAAGUUUGAAUGAUGGUUUGAGUGCAUCUGAAGAUUUUAUAGCAAACAUGGUUAGCGAGAUAUACUCUACACUGUCAUAUAGUUUAUAUUUGAUGAAUUCAUUUUUUAUAGGAAUGUUUUAUUCUGACUUAUAGAAAAUUAAUUUGAUAAUGAGUGUAGAUUAAGAGAUGAUGCUUAACAGGAAUGAAAAAUCAAAGUGAUUAAAUAAUAAAUUAUCGUGAAUCGCAAUGCAUAUAAAAACGGAUAUA
Molecule: messenger RNA, 1914 nt
Organism: Paramecium tetraurelia
Lineage: Eukaryota; Ciliophora; Oligohymenophorea; Peniculida; Parameciidae
Exons: 10
Source: RefSeq, a predicted model, not a curated record